Messenger RNA from Paraglomus brasilianum, 1425 nucleotides. Lineage: Eukaryota; Fungi; Glomeromycota; Glomeromycetes; Paraglomerales; Paraglomeraceae. The record is from the annotation of a GenBank genome assembly.
AUGCCGCCCAAUGUCACUUCAGAGUUGAUUCUCGACGAUAGUAAAGGUCCCAAAACUUUUCGUCGCGCCGACAUUGUGAAAUCCUUGGAUCAUGGCCAAAAUCAAACGGAUUACAGCGUGGAUGAGCCCUGGUACGUCGUAAUUGAUAACAAGGUGUAUGACGUCCGAGACUUUGCUCGUGACCACCCUGGUGGGGCCGUGAUCUUGACUCACGUAGGCAAGGAUGGCACCGAUGCGUUUAGCAACUUCCAUCCAGAAAGUGCUUACGAGAUACUAGCCAACUUUUAUGUUGGCGAUAUUGCAGCCCAUGAUAUGAUCACUACCAAGAAAGGAUUUACGACAGAACUGCGUGAUAUUAAACAGCAAUUCAAGGAGCUUGGUUAUUUUAAAUCUUCUAAAGCAUAUUACACGUUUAAGGUGCUAACUAACCUUAGCAUCUUGGCCAUAACGCUUUCCAUAUUGUUUCGCUACGGAGGAACACUCUCAGGGGUGCUUCUAUCAUCUUUUUUCAUGGGCGCCUUUUGGCAACAAUGCGGCUGGCUGUCACACGAUUUCCUGCACCAUCAGGUGUUUGAGCAGAGAAUAUGGAAUAACGUCAUGGGUCAUUUCCUUGGAGCAAUAUGCUUGGGGUUUUCUCCUAGUUGGUGGAAGGAUAAGCACAACACACAUCACGCUUCACCAAAUGUUCAUGGCCAAGAUCCUGAUAUUUCUACUCACCCUAUUCUCACCUGGUCUGAAUACGCUCUGUCAGAUCUAUUUGCUUCCGAUGAUGCUGCGACACCAACUAUAUAUUCGCCUGAAGUUUCCCGGUUUUUGGUCAAAUACCAGCCAUUAUUAUAUUUCCCAAUAUUGCAUUUUGCCCGCAUCUCAUGGUGCAUUCAAAGUCUCCUCUUUGUUCUGCCAGGUUGGAAGAAAAUAAAAGAAAACGACCCACGCAUGCCAGUAACUCCCGUAGAAUUUAUUGGAUUAGUUGUACAUCACGUCUGGUAUUUUGUUACAUUAUACCUAUUUGUACCAAAAACCUGGUUAGCGUUGACAUUCUAUUUCACGUCACAAGCAAUGGGCGGACUACUUAUUGCCCUAGUCUUCGCGUUGAAUCACAAUGGCAUGAAAAUUCUCACCAUGGAAGAAUCUCAUAAGAUGGACUUUUUCGCUCAACAAGUAGUGACUGGAAGAGAUGUCAUAGCUAGCAACCCGUCGUUUCAGUGGUGUAUUGAUUGGUUCUGCGGAGGUUUAAAUUAUCAGAUCGAGCAUCAUUUAUUCCCCACGAUGCCACGACAUCAUUUCCACAAAGUUCAGCCUAGUAUACAACUUCUUUGUGAAAAAUAUAACAUACCAUACCACAGAACGACCUUUAUCAAGGGCACGCAAGAAGUAUUGUAUAGGCUUGGACAAGUAUCUGAUGCAAGCUGGAAGCUUGCUUGA